Molecule: messenger RNA, 2318 nt
Organism: Rhinolophus ferrumequinum (greater horseshoe bat)
Lineage: Eukaryota; Metazoa; Chordata; Mammalia; Chiroptera; Rhinolophidae
Gene: RCN1
Product: reticulocalbin 1
Exons: 6
Coding region: 268-1263 (331 amino acids)
Cellular component (GO): endoplasmic reticulum
Molecular function (GO): calcium ion binding
Source: RefSeq, a predicted model, not a curated record
CGAGCCUCGCGCCCACCAUCCCGGCGGGCGACGUGGCUCGGCGGCCCCGGCCCCCGCUCAGCCUGGCGGCCAAUGGGCGCGUGAGCGCGGCAGCCUGAAGCUUCGCGGCCCGCAGCUGGGGGCGCGCCCCGGCGCUUUGGCACAGGGCGGGAGCUGGCUGAGGGGCUGGCCCGUCCCCUCCCCCGCGCCGGCCCCAGCCCCCAUUCCCGAGCCUCAGCUCCGGUCGCUCACUGGGUGUCUCCCUGCCGCCGAUCUUUCUCCCCGACGAUGGCGCGCGGCGGCCACGGCCGCCGCCUGGGACUCGCCCUGGGGCUGUUUGUGGCGCUGGCGCUAGCGCCCGGGGCGCUGCGGGCCAAGCCCACAGUGCGCAAAGAGCGCGUGUUACGGCCGGACUCGGAGCUGGGCGAGCGGCCGCCCGAGGACAACCAGAGCUUCCAGUACGACCACGAGGCCUUCCUGGGCAAGGAGGACUCCAAGACCUUCGAUCAGCUCACCUCGGAGGAGAGCAAGGAGAGGCUGGGAAAGAUUGUCGAUCGAAUUGACAGUGAUGGAGACGGCUUUGUCACCACUGAGGAGCUGAAAACCUGGAUCAAACGGGUGCAGAAAAGAUACAUCUAUGAUAAUGUUGCUAAAGUCUGGAAGGAUUAUGAUCGGGACAAAGACGAUAAAAUUUCCUGGGAAGAAUACAAACAAGCCACCUAUGGUUACUACCUAGGAAACCCCGCAGAGUUUCAUGAUUCUCCAGAUCAUCACACCUUUAAAAAGAUGCUGCCACGUGAUGAGAGAAGAUUCAAAGCUGCAGACCUUGAUGGUGACCUGACAGCCACUCGGGAGGAGUUCACUGCCUUCCUACAUCCUGAGGAGUUUGAGCAUAUGAAGGAAAUUGUGGUUUUGGAAACUCUGGAGGACAUCGACAAGAACGGGGAUGGCUUUGUAGAUCAAGAUGAGUAUAUUGCGGAUAUGUUUUCCCACGAGGAGAAUGGCCCUGAGCCAGACUGGGUUUUGUCAGAACGGGAGCAGUUUAAUGAAUUCCGGGAUCUGAACAAGGAUGGGAAGUUGGACAAAGAUGAGAUUCGCCACUGGAUCCUCCCUCAGGACUAUGACCAUGCACAGGCCGAGGCCAGGCACCUGGUGUAUGAGUCGGACAAAAACAAGGAUGAAAAACUAACUAAAGAGGAGAUACUAGAGAACUGGAACAUGUUUGUUGGAAGCCAAGCUACGAAUUAUGGGGAAGAUCUCACAAAAAAUCAUGAUGAACUUUGAUGCACACUCACCACAAUGUGGAAGACUGUCUUGGCUUCCUUUUAUUGUCUUAGAUGGUUGCUACUCUCGUCUCAUUUACAGCAGUUGUGUCCCCCAAACAGCAAGUUUAUAACCUCGGAUUGGGGGUAAAAUUGGUUUUCACUCAAUAUUUACUGGGAAAUAGUCAUUUCUAUUCCUUCAGUAAGAUUUCUCACCAAGCACAUGAAACUCUUGGUAAAUUGCAAUACUCUAUGGGGACACAUUGCUAAAAUGAGACUUUUUAGCUUUUUCCAUUAAAGGGGAAUAAAAUUUGAAAAAGCCCUAUUAUUCAGAAGUUGGGUGGGUUGGGAGGGGAUGGUAUAUGGAGUGACUGCUGUGUAUUUUAACUGCACAUUUUACACAUUUGCCACUAUUGAACAGUUGGUGAGGGAAAAUUCUGAUGAAGCUACUUACAGUGGUAUCAUCCUCCACGGGCUUAUUUCAGAACAAGUCUAAUACUUGCGAUUCUUCCUUUUUAACUUUACUCUGAGCUGUUACUGUAAAUCAUAUAUAAAACCCUCUGUGCGUUUUUCUGUAUGGACCUGCUAAUGUGCACAACAAAUCCACAUCUUUUGUUUUUUGUGUUUUUUACAAUAAGAAACAAGAAAGAUAAUGUGAAAAAGAAAGGAAUUUUAGAGGUAGGGAAAGAUGAAUGUCAGGCAUUUGAAGAAUAUAGAAUUAUAGGAAAAUGGUAAACGUGUUAUUAUACUUGAGAAAAUUUCCUUGGCAUGUAAAGGAGGUAGGUCUGAUCUUUGAAAAAGUGACUAGAAAUACAACCCAUUUCCUCACUGCUUGCUGAUAGGAAUGUGGGAGUGGGAUCCUAGGGACGCCUGCCGAGUGAGGUGCUGGAACCACAGCACACAGUCCCAGUAGUUCCAUGACCCUCGGACCAACCCUGGGGACCAUUUACACCGUGGAAUUCAAACAAGGUGAUGUUCCAAGCCAUUGGCUGAACUGGAAGAAACAACUUUUACAGGUCGAAAUGCUACCUUAUAAGUCGAAAGUGAAUGAAAUAAAGGAUCUCCCUGAGGAUUUUC